AUGUCUGAUAUCGAUGAUGAGCUCUUCGCCCUCGCUGGCGGUGAGGAGGACGUCGACGUUGAAGAGGGUGAGGCAUCCUCCGUUGCCGCCUCUUCCCCUGAGUCCCUCGGUUCUGCUGGCAUGGAGGAGUCCGACUCUGAAGCCGAAGAAGAAGAUGGCCCUGUUCCAACCGAAGAAGUCCCAUACCCGCUGGAAGGCAAAUAUGAGAGCCUGAAGGAUAAGGCGUACAUCAACAGCUUGCCUCAGCUCGAGCGCGAGCGGAUUCUCGGAGAGCGCGCUGAACGGUCAAAUCAGGCGGCAUGGAAUGCCGAACUCAUCCGACGCGCAAAAGAGAAGGAGGCGUCUGGGGCGAACGAUAGGAAGCGCAAGGCUGAUUCCGUCGAGCCUGAUGAUGCUGAACGCAAGACUAGCCGUCAGAAGGUGAAGGGCCGCACGAACGAGAAGCUUGAGGCAUAUAAGCGCGAUCGAGAACAACGCGGUCAGGCACGUCAACGAAACGACGACCGUCGACGACGCAGAUCUCCAUCCGACCGUAGCCGUGGCGGCUCUGACCUCGACGCUGAAGGUGAAAGUGAAGUCGAAUACACCGAGUAUGAGAAGGCUCCCCGACAUGAAGAGCCCGCUGAAGUCAGACAUUUCGAUGCUGUCCGAGCGAGCAGAGCUCAAUUUGCAGAGGUCUGCUUCGACCCGGGUUUCGAAGAAGUCAUGACGGGCGCGUACGCGCGUAUUGGUACUGGUCAAGACGCUCAGCGCAGGACACUCUACAAGAUGGCUCUAAUAAAGGGGUUCACUACGGGCAAGCCUUACGUCUUCGAAGGGAGGAACGGUAAACGGGUUGCCACCGAUCAGUAUAUCGUUGCACAGCAUGGUAGUGUGAGGAAGGAAUACACUUUCAAUUACCUGUCGAAUGGACACUUCACACAGGAGGAUCUUGACACCUACAGGCAGUCUCUGUCCGAUAUCGGCGGCAAAUUUCCAAGUCAGAGUACACUGAAGAGAAAAUUCGACGACAUCAAGAAUUUCGAGAACCGCGUCUGGAGCGAUGCCGAUAUCACGGGGAAACUCAAGAAGAGGAACAGGUAUGCCGAUAUGCUCAAGCCGAAAUCGUCGGAGGACCAGGGACCGAGGAUCCCCACCCAGACUGAGAUUGAGGCGCGUCGCCUUGCCGAACUGAACCGCAAGAAUAGGCUUGCCGAGUCAGAGCGUGUCCGCAAGGCCUUGAUCGAGGAGCGUCGCGCCGAUAUGCAGUUGCGAAAGCAACGUGAGGCCGAGGCUAGGAAGAGGAGAGAAGAAGAGGAGGCCAAGAAGCAGGCUGAAGAGGAGAAGGCUGCUCAGAAGGCUCGGAACGCCGAGCUGUUUGGAGACGAUAGCAAGGCGGGCACUCCUGAGCCCAAUGUUCCCAAACCGAGGGAGAAGGAGAGACCCAAGGGGUUGCCAACUUUCCGCAAGCCGCAGAUGGAUGACGAUAUCCUUGCUUCCAUGGAUAUUGGAGUGGAGAUCGAGAUUUAG
Westerdykella ornata is the source of this 1509-nucleotide messenger RNA. RefSeq lists its product as uncharacterized. Lineage: Eukaryota; Fungi; Ascomycota; Dothideomycetes; Pleosporales; Sporormiaceae. Gene Ontology annotation, molecular function: DNA binding; RNA polymerase II C-terminal domain phosphoserine binding. Bases 1 to 1509 code for a protein of 502 amino acids. Gene Ontology annotation, cellular component: Cdc73/Paf1 complex. The transcript is spliced from 4 exons. The record is from RefSeq and is a predicted model, not a curated record.